AUGAAGGGUUCUCUCGCAUCCCUGCUGGCUGCUGCCGUUCUGGCGCGUGCUCAGAUUGCUACUACCUCUGAGCCUGCCAUUGCUCAGAUCACUGCGGCGGCUGCGACUACCAAACCCGAGUCCCCCACCUCCGAUGUCAAGGGUCUGGCCUUUGACCGCUUCUACCAGGUCUGGCUGGAGAACAUUGAUUACGAAGAUGCCGCCUCCGACUCCAACAUGCAGUGGUUGGCCUCUCAGGGUAUUUUGCUGACCAAUUACUAUGCUGUCACCCACCCGUCGGAACCUAACUACUGUGCGGCCGCUGGUGGUGACACCUUCGGCAUGGACAAUGACAACUUCAACCAGAUCCCUGUCAACGUCUCCACUGUGGCUGAUCUUCUCGACACCAAGGGUAUCUCGUGGGGCGAGUACCAGGAGCACAUUCCUUAUGCCGGCUUCCAGGGCUACAACUACUCCAACCAGGAGACCUAUGCCAAUGACUACGUUCGCAAGCACAACCCCCUCGUCUUGUAUGAUUCCGUCGUCAAGAAUGAUACCCGUGCUCGUCAGAUCAAGAGCUUUGACGCUUUCUUCGAUGAUCUAAAUGACAAGAAGCUUCCUCAGUGGGCUUUCAUCACCCCCAACAUGACCAAUGAUGCCCACGAUACCAACAUCACUUUCGCCGCCAAGUGGGAGCGUAGCUGGAUGUCCACUCUGUUCAAGAACGAUUAUUUCAUGAACAACACCGUCAUUCUCCUGACCUUCGAUGAGGAUGACACUUACAACAAGACCAACCGGAUCUUCAGUAUCCUUGUUGGUGGUGCUAUUCCCGACCACCUGAAGGGUACCAAGGACGACACUUUCUACACUCACUACUCUGCCAUUGCCUCUGUCUCCGCCAACUGGGGUCUUCCUUCUCUGGGUCGCUGGGACUGUGGUGCCAACAUUCUCGAGAUGGUCGCUAACAAGACCGGCUAUGUCAACUACGACGUUGAUAUGACCAAUCUGCGCCUCAACGAGACCUACCCUGGCCCUAUGGCCGACGGUGACUACGCCAAGUUCUCCGCUGCCUGGCCCAUCCCGGCUACCAACCUCAGCUGCUCUGCUGGUCAGGGUAUUCUUGACGCUGUCAAGAAGACCUAUGCCGGCCUGGCGCCCACUCACAACUACACCACCCCCUUUCCGGUAGACGAGAAGAACGACUACAACACCAAGGUCACCAUUACUCGCAAGUCGGCUUCCAACACUACUUCAAGCGCCUCGGGCUCUUCCACUACCGCCAAGGGUGCUGCAGUUGCUGCCACCGUUCCAAACGUCGCUAUGACCGGCGCUAUGGUGGCUCUUCUUGCCUACCUGAUCUAA
Molecule: messenger RNA, 1341 nt
Organism: Penicillium maclennaniae
Lineage: Eukaryota; Fungi; Ascomycota; Eurotiomycetes; Eurotiales; Aspergillaceae
Product: acid phosphatase PHOa
Exons: 4
Coding region: 1-1341 (446 amino acids)
Biological process (GO): phospholipid catabolic process
Molecular function (GO): hydrolase activity, acting on ester bonds
Source: RefSeq, a predicted model, not a curated record